This is a messenger RNA of Brassica napus (rape), 570 nucleotides long. RefSeq names its product graves disease carrier protein-like. The coding region runs from base 1 to 570 and encodes 189 amino acids. NCBI's taxonomy places the organism in Eukaryota, Viridiplantae, Streptophyta, Magnoliopsida, Brassicales, Brassicaceae. The transcript has 5 exons. Gene Ontology annotation, biological process: transmembrane transport. The record is from RefSeq and is a predicted model, not a curated record.
AUGGCGACAGUGGUGGAGAAAAACACGGUAUCGAUGUUGAAACAAUCGGUAGUAGUGAUGCUGCAAGGAAUGCAAUCAGAAGCUGAUGUGUUGAGCAAGCUGAGUUUGUGGCGUGAAGCUUCUCGUAUCGUCAAUGAGGAAGGAGUUAGAGCCUUUUGGAAAGGGAAUAUGGUUACUGUUGCGCACAGGCUUCCUUAUUCGGUGUUGAACUUCUAUGCAUAUGAGAAAUAUAAUAAAUUUUUCUAUUCGAACCCAAUCUUACAGAGCUAUUUAGGGAAUGCGAGUAGCAGCUCGUUUGUUCACUUUGUCAGUGGCGGCUUGGCUGGUAUUACAGCUGCUUCUGCUACUUAUCCUCUUGAUCUUGUUAGGACACGUCUUGCUGCACAGAGAAAUACAAUGUAUUAUCAAGGUAUUGGGCAUGCUCUCCGUACCAUAUGCAGAGAAGAAGGCUUUUUGGGUUUGUAUAAAGGACUUGGUGCUACUAGUUGGUUGUUAACUGCUUGGUGGUACGUCUUUUCUCUUAUUCAGGGUGUUGGAACUGGUGGAAGAGCGAGAGUGUACAACACAUGA